Molecule: messenger RNA, 1584 nt
Organism: Ogataea philodendri
Lineage: Eukaryota; Fungi; Ascomycota; Pichiomycetes; Pichiales; Pichiaceae
Exons: 1
Coding region: 1-1584 (527 amino acids)
Biological process (GO): protein folding
Cellular component (GO): chaperonin-containing T-complex
Molecular function (GO): ATP binding; ATP hydrolysis activity; ATP-dependent protein folding chaperone
Source: RefSeq, a predicted model, not a curated record
AUGUCCAAGGUUCUUCCGUCGAACGCAACGUUCAAGAACAAAGAGAAGCCGCAGGAGGUCCGCAAGGCGAACAUUCUGGCGGCCCGUGCGGUGGCAGACGCAGUUCGCACGUCGUUGGGCCCAAAGGGAAUGGAUAAGAUGAUCAAGACUGGCCGUGGCGAGGUGAUCAUCUCGAACGACGGGCACACGAUUUUGAAGCACAUGGCGGUGUUGCAUCCGGCGGCCAAGAUGUUGGUGGACCUUUCGGGGGCCCAGGACGUCGAGGCCGGUGACGGAACCACGUCUGUGGUGGUGAUCACGGGCGCCUUGCUGGGAGCCGCAGAGAAGCUGCUCAACAAGGGCAUCCAUCCAACCAUCAUUUCGGAGUCGUUCACGCGCGCGGCCGAGCGCAGCGUCCAGAUUUUGCUGGACAUGUCGCAUCGGAUCUCGCUGGAGGACAGAGACGCGUUGAUCAGAGCAGCAAACACGUCGCUUUCGUCGAAGAUCGUGUCGCAGCACUCGUCGUUGUUGGGUCCGCUGGCGGUGGACGCGGUGCUCAAGGUUGUGGGUCCGCAGGCCACAAACGUGGACCUGAACGAUAUCCGUUUGAUCAAGAAGCUGGGCGGAACCAUCGACGACACAGAAACCGUGGCCGGCGUUGUUUUAACACAGAACGUGAUUAAAAGCGCAGGCGGCCCCACCAGAAUGGACAAGGCCCGUAUCGGACUGAUCCAGUUCCAGCUGUCGCCGCCAAAGCCCGACAUGGAGAAUAAUAUCGUUGUUAAUGACUACAGACAGAUGGACAAGAUCCUCAAGGAAGAAAGAGCGUAUUUGCUCAAUAUUUGCAAGAAGAUCAAGAAGGCCAAGUGUAACGUGUUGCUGAUCCAGAAGUCGAUUCUUAGAGACGCGGUCAACGACCUGGCGCUGCACUUCCUGUCCAAGCUCAACAUCCUGGUGGUUAAGGACAUCGAGAGAGACGAAAUCGAGUUCAUCAGCAAGAGUCUGGGUUGCAAGCCGAUUGCGGACGUGGACUCGUUCGUGGAGUCCCGUCUGGGCACGGCCGACCUCGUGGAGGAGGUGGAGUCGUCCGAGUCGCGGAUCAUCAAGAUCACCGGCGUGAAAAACGUGACCCAGCCAACCGUUUCUGUGGUGUGCCGUGGAGCCAACAACCAGAUUUUGGACGAGACAGAGCGGUCGUUGCACGACGCACUGUGUGUGAUCCGGUGUCUGGUGAAGGAGCGGGCCCUGAUUGCCGGCGGAGGAGCCCCGGAGAUCGAGGUGUCGCGCACGUUGCUCAAGGAGUCCAGCCAGCUUUCUGGCGUGGACCAGCUGUGUUUCCAGGAGUUUGCGCUCGCAUUGGAGGUGAUCCCCACCACGCUGGCCGAAAACGCAGGCAUGAACCCGAUCGAGAUCGUCACCGACCUGCGCAACAAGCACGAGCUCGGCGAAAAAGAGGCCGGCAUCAGCGUCAGACGUUCCGGUGCUACCAACACCUACGACGAGCACGUGCUCCAGCCGGUUUUGGUCAACACUAGCGCCAUCACCCUCGCUGCCGAGACGGUCAAGUCGAUCUUGCGGAUCGACGACAUUUCCUUUAGUAGAUGA